GAGCGCUCUUCCUGGGGCGGGGCCGGGCCCAGGGCGCAUGCGCACAGGCCGGAGGGCGCCUCCCUGCCCGGAUCUCGCGAAGUUACGUUAGAUCGGCCGCCAGUGACGGGUGCCGCGCCGGGGGCGGGAGGGCUUCUGUGGUAGGAAGGGAGGUCCGCUCGGCCGGGCGCGCCGCCCCAGUGCUCUGUGGGAUACUGGCAGUCUCGAGCGUCUCCUCCCGGUUCCCAGCCUUCCUCGGCCCGCUCUCAUAGAAACAGCCACACACCCCCUGCCUCCCCUCUCUUCCCUCGCCGCCUCCCCCUUCCCCCCUCGCGAUAAGAAGACCCGGCGGCAGGAGAGGGGAUGAAGAUGGCGGACGCGAAGCAGAAGCGGAACGAGCAGCUGAAGCGCUGGAUCGGCUCCGAGACGGACCUCGAGCCUCCCGUGGUGAAGCGCCAGAAGACCAAGGUGAAGUUCGACGAUGGCGCCGUCUUUCUGGCCGCUUGCUCCAGUGGCGACACGGACGAGGUCCUCAAGCUGCUGCACCGCGGCGCCGACAUCAAUUACGCCAAUGUGGACGGACUCACUGCCCUGCAUCAGGCUUGCAUUGAUGACAAUGUUGAUAUGGUGAAGUUUCUGGUAGAAAAUGGAGCAAAUAUUAAUCAACCUGAUAAUGAAGGCUGGAUACCACUCCAUGCAGCUGCUUCCUGUGGAUAUCUCGAUAUUGCAGAGUUUUUGAUUGGUCAGGGAGCACAUGUAGGAGCUGUCAACAGUGAAGGAGACACACCUUUAGACAUUGCAGAGGAGGAGGCAAUGGAAGAGCUACUUCAAAAUGAGGUUAACCGCCAAGGGGUUGAUAUAGAAGCAGCCCGAAAGGAAGAAGAACGGAUAAUGCUUAGAGAUGCAAGACAGUGGUUGAAUAGUGGCCAUAUAAAUGAUGUCCGGCAUGCAAAAUCUGGAGGAACAGCACUUCAUGUUGCAGCUGCUAAAGGCUAUACAGAAGUUUUAAAGCUUUUGAUACAGGCAGGCUAUGAUGUUAAUAUUAAAGAUUAUGAUGGCUGGACACCUCUUCAUGCUGCAGCUCAUUGGGGUAAAGAAGAAGCGUGCCGAAUUUUAGUGGACAAUCUGUGUGAUAUGGAGAUGGUCAACAAAGUGGGCCAAACAGCCUUUGAUGUAGCAGAUGAAGACAUUUUAGGAUAUCUAGAAGAGUUGCAAAAAAAACAAAAUCUGCUCCACAGUGAAAAACGAGAUAAGAAGUCUCCAUUAAUUGAAUCAACAGCGAAUAUGGACAAUAAAAAAAACAAAGAAACAUUGAUUAUUGAGCCAGAGAAAAAUGCAUCGCGUAUUGAAUCUCUGGAACAAGAAAAGGUUGAUGAAGAAGAAGAAGGGAAGAAAGAUGAAUCCAGCUGUUCCAGUGAAGAAGAUGAGGAGGAUGACUCAGAAUCAGAAGCUGAAACAGAUAAGACAAAACCCAUGGCUUCUGUUACCAAUACCAACACUUGUAGUACACAAGCAGCUCCUAUAGCUAUUACAACACCUACGCUAUCAUCCAGUCAGGCAACACCUACAUCACCUGUUAAAAAGUAUGAUUUCAUUGCUCCUCUCAUGCCUGUGGUGGAAUCUGUAGAUCCCGCAUCAUGGAGGCAGGGCUUGCGCAAAACUGGCAUUGUUCUUGUGCCCAGUAAGGGUGAAAGACCUAUGUUUCCUGCAUCAACUACAAAAAUUUCUCCCAAAGAAGAAGAGAGAAAAGAUGAGUCUCCUGCCUCUUGGAGGCUAGGACUCAGAAAGACUGGCAGUUAUGGCGCACUUGCUGAAAUCACAGCAUCUAAAGAAGCUCAGAAGGAAAAGGACACUUCAGGGGUUAUACGUUCAGCUUCAAGUCCCAGGCUUUCCUCCUCUUUGGAUAAUAAAGAAAAGGAGAGAGAUAGUAAAGGUACACGGCUUGCAUAUGUUGCACCUACAAUACCACGACGAUUAGCUAGUACAUCUGACAUCGAGGAAAAAGAAAACAGAGACACUUCAAGUUUACGAACAAGUAGUUCUUACACAAGAAGAAAAUGGGAAGAUGAUCUUAAAAAAAAUAGCUCCAUUAAUGAAGGAUCAACUUAUCAUAAAAGUUGCUCCUUUGGUAGAAGACAAGAUGAUUUGAUUAGUUCUAGUGUUCCAAGCACCACAUCAACACCAACAGUUACCUCUGCAGCUGGGCUUCAGAAAAGCCUGCUUUCCAGCACAAGCACUACUACAAAGAUUACCACGGGUUCUUCCUCAGCAGGCACACAGAGCAGUACCUCAAAUCGUUUGUGGGCUGAGGAUAGUACUGAAAAAGAAAAGGACAGUGUUCCUACGGCAGUGACCAUUCCUGUUGCACCAACUGUUGUAAAUGCUGCAGCUCCUACUACAACCCUGACUACAACUACUGCUGGCACUGUCCUCUCUACGUCAGAGGUCAGGGAGAGACGCAGAUCAUACCUCACUCCUGUUCGGGAUGAAGAAUCUGAAUCCCAAAGAAAAGCAAGAUCUAGACAAGCAAGACAGUCUAGAAGAUCAACACAGGGAGUGACACUGACUGAUCUUCAAGAAGCUGAAAAAACAAUAGGAAGAAGUCGUUCUACCAGAACCAGAGAACAAGAAAACGAAGAAAAAGAAAAAGAGGAAAAAGAAAAACAAGAUAAAGAGAAACAAGAAGAAAAGAAGGAGUCAGAAGCAUCUAGAGAAGAUGAAUAUAAACAAAAGUAUUCUAGAACGUAUGAUGAGACUUAUCCACGAUAUAGACCGGUAUCAACUUCAAGUUCUGCCUCUUCAUCAUCUUCACUUUCCACUAUGAGCAGUUCCCUCUGUGCUUCAAAUCAGCUGAACAGGCCAAACAGUCUUGUAGGGAUAACUUCUGCUUACUCCAGAGGACUAACAAAAGAAAAUGAAAGAGAGGGAGAAAAAAAAGAAGAAGAAAAAGAAGGUGAAGAUAAAUCACAACCUAAAUCCAUCAGAGAACGACGGCGACCCAGAGAGAAAAGAAGAUCUACAGGAGUUUCCUUUUGGACACAAGAUAGUGAUGAAAAUGAGCAAGAACAACAAUCAGAUACAGAAGAGAGUUCCAAUAAAAAAGAAACUCAGACGGAUUCCAUUUCUAGAUAUGACACCACUUCUACAUCAACUAGUGAUCGGUGUGAUACCUUGCCGGGUCGCUCUGGAUCAUACAGUUAUUUAGAAGAAAGAAAACCUUAUAGUAGCAGGCUAGAAAAGGACGAUUCUACAGACUUUAAAAAGCUUUAUGAACAAAUUUUAGCUGAAAAUGAAAAGCUGAAGGCACAGCUACAUGAUACAAAUAUGGAACUAACAGAUCUUAAAUUGCAGUUGGAAAAGGCCACCCAGAGACAAGAAAGAUUUACUGAUAGGUCGCUAUUGGAAAUGGAAAAAAGGGAACGAAGAGCUCUAGAAAGAAGAAUAUCUGAAAUGGAAGAAGAGCUCAAAAUGUUACCAGAUUUAAAAGCAGACAACCAGAGACUAAAGGAUGAAAAUGGGGCCUUGAUCAGAGUUAUAAGCAAACUUUCCAAAUAGAAAAAGAAGAAGAAAAGAAUUUAAAAAGCAGCAGAAUUGCACAUAUUAGUAGCCCAGUGGACCAUUAUUGGCAGUCACUGGAAGCCCAGAAAGAAUCCUUGGAGACUGUCAUUUUUGGAUAUCCUGCCAAAUGCCCUCUUAUUAGGAUUUUGUUUUGUUUCAUUUUCUGGGUUUUUGUUUUUGUUUUUUGGUUGUUGUUUUUUUUUUGUUUUGUUUUGUUUUGUUUUUAUUUUUUAUUUUAAUCAAGACCAUUGUUUCAUGUUAAUGCAGCUGCUGAGAAGAUUUUUUUUUAGUGACUGAGAAAACUUGUUUACAGCUCCAGCAUAUAAAGAAAGUGUUCAAGGCCAGAUAUGCCUCAGAUAUUUAACCAGUAAGCCUUAGUUGUACAUAAAUACGUUUGUGUCAACAAAAACUUUCAGCUCUCACAGAAGACAGUUAUUCACAUUUUUUUGAUGUGCCACAAUUACCAGUUUUUCAAUAUUUAAAUUUUUUUUUUUUUUUUUUUUGCUUUACAUCUAAGUUUGGGUUUGUAUUUUUCCUUCUAACUCUUCAUGUGGCAGAGUUCUACGUUUUCACAGCUUUCUCACAGAAAAAACCUUGCUUUUAUGAGAUUAUUGUCAUGUGUUAGGCUAAUGUGUUGUCUCCCACCUGGAACUGAUUUGCUUGGUGGAAUAUUUGCUUUCACUGUUCGUGCAAUAUGCAUUUAUUUCUUAUAUGAAUGCUUUAAAGUCAACUUAGAUUAGAUCUUUUAAGUCCUAUUCUGCCUUCAUUGGUCACUUUUUGUUUUUGUUUUUUAUUGUAGUAUAAGAUGUUAAAUUCUGUAAUCUUCACAUUCAUUUUAGCAGGUACUGAGUGAUGCUGUAUAUAUAAAUAAGUGUAUUGUGUUGAUUUUUAUACCAUCACAUGGCAUGCUUGACUAUUUUAUUUCAUAUGUCUGUUAAUGGAAAAUAGGCUACUCCAUGAUAGUGUUAAAAACAAAAUUGCUGAAACAAUGUGACAUAAAAACUGUAAAAGUUACACAUUUUGUGGAGCCCUAUCUUUACAAAAAUUUUCUACUGUAAAGUGCUUUUUAUUUUCAGUUUUAAUUUGAUAGUAUUCAGCAUAAAGUUGCAUAAAAUAAUUGCUCACAUUUCACACUUAUAUUUAUCUGAGUGCUGUCUAAAACUGUUGUGCUAGCCAAAGUAAUGCUAUGAAAUCAUUUGCAGACUUAACCGUGAGGUAACGUUAAGUGCACUGUUAUUGCCAUGUGAAGAGGCAUUGACUUUGAUACCACCAUCAUGUUCAGACCAUUUUAUACAUUUCAGUGGGCUUUUUUAAGGGGAAAAAAGCAAAACAAAGUACACAGUGAAGAAAGCUUUUAUUUGGACAAAUAGCUUUUAUAUUUUCACUAAACCAUGCAAAAAGUGAUACAUCUUUCUGGCACAUAACUGUCUCCUUAACCACUGAACAGUUCAGCCAUUUGAAAAAUUGUACAUUAUAAAGCUUAUAGUAGCUGAUUGUAUUAUUGAGUGUAUUGUAUACUAUAUUAAAUGUGAAUUUGUACCCCUUCAUUUUAAAA
Messenger RNA from Octodon degus (degu), 5092 nucleotides. It is a transcript of the gene Ppp1r12a, whose product is annotated as protein phosphatase 1 regulatory subunit 12A. The record is from RefSeq and is a predicted model, not a curated record. Lineage: Eukaryota; Metazoa; Chordata; Mammalia; Rodentia; Octodontidae. The coding region runs from base 343 to 3534 and encodes 1063 amino acids. The transcript has 26 exons. Gene Ontology annotation, biological process: signal transduction. Gene Ontology annotation, molecular function: phosphatase regulator activity; protein kinase binding; enzyme inhibitor activity. Gene Ontology annotation, cellular component: A band; cytoplasm; Z disc.